GCGCCUGCGCGCCGCCAUUUUGGCCGGCUGUGCUCUGGGAGGCGGGAGGAAGGAGGGAGCUGCGAUCGGCGCCGCCAUUUUGUCUCGGGAGCUCCAGUGCGGUGGGAGCGGGCGGAGGAGCUGAGCCCCGGCCCCACAGCCGCUAACAGCCAACAGGCAGCACCACAGGAGACCUGGCGACCGUCUGCUUCGAUUCUGUUGAUCUGAAGAUGGCUGCACAGUCAGCACCGAAGGUUGUGCUAAAGAGCACCACCAAGAUGUCUCUGAACGAGCGCUUCACUAACAUGCUGAAGAACAAACAGCCGAUGCCAGUGAAUAUUCGGGCUACCAUGCAGCAGCAGCAGCAACUGGCCAGUGCCAGAAACAGAAGACUGGCCCAACAGAUGGAGAACAGACCUUCUGUGCAGGCUGCUCUGAAGCUGAAGCAGGUGAGGGGGCUGCACGAGUGGCUGAUGGCAUUUAAAGGGGGUCUAGGGGGGGUUGCUGUGUAUAUAGAGACAUUCCUAUCGAUUAAAACAAUGAUGAAGGGACUUGCAGGACUUGGCUUCGGAUGAGUGAUGCUGUGUGACUUGAGCUGGUUAAUAUCACUGAGUUAAUUUCUUUGCUGGCUGUUGAUAUCUCCUCUCUAUUUUUUCAGAGAUAUGUUGGUCAUUCUGGGGUUCUGGAUCUGCUGAGUGCUUCAUCUCUCAAUGUAGCUGCAGUAACACUUGCAGAUUGCUCCCAGCCCUUAGAGCCCACUGCUCCCAUCCCCACCUCCACCCCCUGGUGGUGCAGCUGGCUGCGAGGACCCAGAUGAACCAAACUGAUAACAUGGAGGCUUGCAAAUGCCAGGCUGCAGGCCUGGGUUUAAGGAAUAGCAUUACGUUUUCCUUGUGCAAGUGUCUUAAUCCCUCGUCUCAGUGGGGAACGCUGCAGGUUGUGGAGUGUUUGUUGAAUUAACCCCAUAUGAAGUGGGGAUAGCUUUGAAUUCUCUGCUCCCCCACAGCUAUAUCAAGGGGUUGGCAUGGUCUGCUCGUUGUCAGGCUGUUCCAAGCUUUAAUUGAGAUGAGGAAGUUGGAGAGAUGGACUUCAAUGUGUUACUUCACAUGCAGGGAGAGCCCUGGGAAGCUCUGAGCUGCUUCACAUAGCUGGAAUGCUUGAACCUCACUUAAUCUCUGAUAAGAAGGAAGGCAGCUGUGCAUUUGAUUGCCUUCCAUUUCCAGCACUGCAGACAGCUGGGAGCCCUCUGCUUUCAGAACACAACCCCCAACCUUUUCUCACUUAAGUGCCAAUAAGGAACUGCUUUGCUUUCCUUGCCGUCCCCAGAUUGCUGCAUGACUUUCUUGUUGUUUAACAAUCUA
Molecule: messenger RNA, 1340 nt
Organism: Coturnix japonica (Japanese quail)
Lineage: Eukaryota; Metazoa; Chordata; Aves; Galliformes; Phasianidae
Source: RefSeq, a predicted model, not a curated record